AGUCCGGGAGUGAGGGGCAUUUUCGGCACUAAGAGGGUGAAGGUUCUUAAGAAAACCCUAAUUCGCCCAGAACCCUAAACUUGGUCGGCGACGCAAUCAAAGCAACUCGAGACUCAGCGCGAGGAAGUUCAUCGGAGAGAAGAAAAAUGGCGAAAUCCAUGAGAUCCAAAAGAGAGAAGAGGCUGAGGGCCAUUAGGAGAGAGAUGGUUGACCCUUUUUACGACAAGAAAGACGCUGCGAAGCUCGCUGCUCAAGAGGCUGCCCUUGCUGCCCCUAAGCUUCCCGUGCGUUCCUCUCCUUUCACCUCCAAUGUCUCUACUAUGGACGUCGCACAAGCCUCUACUUCUACCGACGCCGACACUGCUAUGGAUGUGGAGAUGGAUGAUUGCAGUCGAAGCAACACGCUGAAGCCUGUAGGUGGAAUUGGCAAGAAAUCCAAAAGAAAAUUCAAGGUUGGCAAGGCGAAGCGCCGGGGUAAGUGCAAGAUCAAGAGGAAUCGACACAUUUAAGCCCUGAUAGAUGUAUGGGGAAUAUUUCCCCCCGUGGCCAGUAUAGAUAGUCUCUUGGAAUAGUACUAUAUUAUAUUAUUUCAGUUAAUUUGUCACACUUGAAAUUUUGAAAUUUUGGAUCUAAAUUCCGAGUUAGAGGCUUACCUAAUGUUGUACUAUCUGGCUUUCGCGUAGACGAAAUAGUUGAAAUUCCGAGGAUGAAACUUGGUCAAAGAAGGUAGCAACUAGUUGCCCAAUAUUUAACGCAAACUGACCUCCGACUUACAAGUCCACGAUUAGGAACUUGUUUAUGUAUUGCGAGCUAGAGGCCUGCUGUGAAAUAUGAAAUUAUAUGGUGGCGGAUAAUUCCUUUUGAGCAUAAAAACUACGUCCCAUUUUAUUA
Messenger RNA from Benincasa hispida (wax gourd), 891 nucleotides. RefSeq lists its product as uncharacterized. NCBI's taxonomy places the organism in Eukaryota, Viridiplantae, Streptophyta, Magnoliopsida, Cucurbitales, Cucurbitaceae. The record is from RefSeq and is a predicted model, not a curated record.